Messenger RNA from Tetrahymena thermophila SB210, 3519 nucleotides. Its product is annotated as cyclic nucleotide-binding domain protein. Lineage: Eukaryota; Ciliophora; Oligohymenophorea; Hymenostomatida; Tetrahymenidae. Gene Ontology annotation, molecular function: zinc ion binding; nucleic acid binding. The transcript is spliced from 9 exons. The record is from RefSeq and is a predicted model, not a curated record.
AUGAUAAGUGAUAUUUAGUCUACUCAUAGAAUGAGAGAGAACCAAGAAUGGAUUCACCCUGCAAAUAUUUAACUUAAUGAUUUAGGACCAAAUGUAAGCGAUAGAUACUCAGACAUUUCUUCACCAAAUAGAAAUAGUUUUAUUCAUGAUCAAUGCCAAAAUUCUGCAGAAGGUUAAAAAAAAGCUUUAACUAGAUAUAACUAAGAAGAGCAACACCAAACAUAAAGGGAACAUUUAAAAAUGGAAAUUUAAGAAUAAAAUGAAUAGCAAAUAAGUUCCUCUUAUAGAGGCUUAAGCAAUAAGUAAAGUAAGGCCAAGUCAAAAAGUACUUCUUAAAAUUUUUCUACCUAAAAGAGGCAAUCUAAAUUGAAUAUUUUCAGUAAUUUAUAUACUGAAAAAAGUUAAAUGAUUUAUAAGACUAAAAAAAUAAUUAAAAAAUUUUUGAAGGAAGAUAAACCAAUUCAACUUUCUGAUAAAGCUAAGUCUGUAUUAUCUGUUUUUAAAAGAAUUUAUAAUUUUAUUCAAGUUGUAAGAGUAUUUACUCGUUCACACAGCAUCACUGCAGAGUAGUUUAGGCUUAUCAAUGAUAUCUCUUCACAUAGAUUUGAUAAAUAAUCAUUGCAUAAAUAGAAAAUUCUGACACUUAAUGAUAUAAAAAAUGGGCUAUGGAAAAUUUUAGAUUUCAUAGUAGGUUUAGGUGGUUUAAAUAGAUUAAUUUUCAAAAAUAAAGUGUCUUUAUUGCCAACUGACUAAAUUAAUGUAAUCUGGAUGCUGUUUUAGCUUUUUUUUAACUUUUUUGCAUUAUAUUAUGCAAGCAUAUAUAUUGUAUUCGACUUUAGAAGUCGUCUCUUAGAAAUUGAUGAAGGAGUAAGUAAAGCAUCAAGCAUUUACACGACAAACGUCUACAUUUUGAUUUUUACUACAAUCUUAGAUGUUAUUAAAGGUUUUAAUACAGCCUUUUACAGAAAAGGAGAAACUAUUAUAGAUAGAAAGGAAAUAGCUAUUAAUUAUAUCUAUGGCAGAUUCUUUUUUGAUUUUUUAUCACUUUUUAGUGUUGUCUUUAGCAGAACUUUUUUCCCUGACAUGGAUAAGUUAUUGAUGUAUAGAAUAUAAUUUCUCUUUCUUUUUAAAAUCCAUAACAUUUAGCAUGUUAUUUAUGUCUUUUAAAAGACGUUCAUCAUGAAUGAAAAAUACGAUAACAUAAUAUCACUGCUUAGACUUAUGGGUAUUCUUUGCAUUUCCUCUCAUGUAGGUGCUAUAAUGUAUCAUUGUCAAGCUUAAUUCCAAAUUUAUUACAUGAAUUCUAAUUAGACUUGGCUAGACUAAGCUGGAAUAUUAAACGAAAACUACUGGGUAAGAUAUAUUAACAGCUUCUUUUGCUCAGCUGGUACAUUGGUUAAUGCGAUUGUUUAUAAUCCUAAAACAACAAUAGAAACUGUAUACAUGACUUUUACUCUUUUAGGAAAUUGUUGUAUCUUUGGUUAUGUUAUCAAUGAAUUGGGAAAUAUUAUGGAUAAUAUUGUAAAGAACUAAAAAAACAGCCAAAAAGAAUUAAGACUUAUUAAUUCUUAUAUGGAAACAAAGAAUGUUAACAGAGAGUUAUAAACAAGAAUUAGAAAUUAUCUAGAAUAUAUGCAUAGAGAAGAAAGACAAUUAAACUUAGAGGAAACCAAAUAAGUUAUUGAAAAACUAUCAAGCUAACUCAAAAUCGAAUUAGUCAAAGAAGUCAACAUUCAGUAUGUUGCAGUUUUUCAUAUCUUAAAUAAGAUUUUCUCUUAAAAAAUCUAAGAAAAAUCGCUUUUUAUUAUGAAUGACAUAAAAUUUACUCCUGGUGAAGUUAUUUUCUUGGAAGGUGAUUAUGAUGAUUGCAGUAUAUAUCUUAUUUUGGAGGGCUAAGUGAACAUUUAUCAUACAAACAAUAAAGAUGAAGAUUAUAUUGUACAGAAUUUGAAAAAAGGACAGUGCUUUGGUGAAAUAGCUUUUUUUACAGGUUAGUAGAGAAAUGCAUCUGCUAGAAGUAACGAGUUCACAACUCUAAUUAAAAUUGAAAGAGAGUAGUUUAUUUAGCUAAUUAAAGAACAUUCUUAAGAUGAUUAUGAAACUUUCCAAUAAAUUAACCAUAAAAUUUAGCAAUCUUAAGACUAUUCCUAAAUAUAUGAAAAAAAUACAAAAUAGGGAAAAUGUUAUACAUGUGGUAACAUUAAUCAUAUUUCAAAAAACUGCACACUCACCCAUUUUUAGCCACUUCCUGUAGCUGUUAUACAGACAGGAAACAGAUCAUUCUAACAAGACAGACAAUUCAAGUCACGUUCUAAAAAAAACAAAUGGCAUCCUAGAAAAAACUUAAAUUUAAUCAAAAUGGAAGAAGCUGCUUAAAGAGCAGGAGAGGAAUAUAUAACAAUAAUUGAAGAGAUUAAUUAUAAUAUAUUAGAUUAAAGUGAUUAUGACAUCGACCAAUCAAUAGAAUAUUAAAAUAACUAAGAUAGAUUUAUGAAUUACGAAAAAUAAAACACUAGAGAUAAUAACCAAUUUAUGCUGUUAAGUAACUAAGAUAAUGUUGAAGGAAUAUUAGCAAGAGGAGACUAAAAAAAUUUAAGUUUUAACUUUACGAGUAACCUAUUUUAGGAUUCAAAAAAAGAAAAUUAGCAAUAUCCUCCCUAUGAUUAUACAAAGUAAGAAGGUAAAGACUUUAGAGAAAAUCACAAGAAAAUUGAUAGCAAUAAUAGUAUUCAAAACAAAGAUAUCUAAUAUUUAAAGGAUUAAUUAUAAAGAAGAGGGUCUAAAUUUGCACCUUUACAAACACAUACAUUAACAUAGAUAUAAGAAUCACCUACUUAUUUAUAGUAAGGUAGUCAACCAAAUAGCUAGUAAGGAAACAUUUAUUCUUCAAAUUAAUAAUAGUAGUAACAACAUUUGAAUGCAAUGUUUAAUGGGUUAAUGGCAUAAAAUAAUAGCUUUUAGAGUCCAAAUUACAAUAUUUAAAUUACAUCUCCUAAAAAUAAUAAUAAUUAAGUAUAGAGAAUUAGUAAAAAGUAGGGUACACACAAUUAUUCUGGUACUUACAUUGCUAGAAAGUUAAUGGGAAAAUCAUAAAUUCCUCCAUUUGAUAGUUUUCCAAGAUAGAAUACGAAUUAAACUAACAUAGCUAAUGGGGCUUAUUAAAAUAAUUUUGAAGAAAAUAAAAUGUAAUUAGUAAAUAAUAAAAUGAAAGAUUCUUUUAUCAAUUUAGUAGAAAUAUUCAAAUCAAACGUGUCUCUUCAAAUAGAUUUUAUGAGAAACUACAAGAAAUAUUUUCCAGAUUGGAAUAUCUCAGAAAUAGAAAGAAAAAAUAAAUGUAAAUUAGCAAGCAAAAAUCUUUAUGAUUCUAACAAAAACUCUAUUACAAAAAGAAAUUUGAUUUCAAACAAGAUUUUUAGCAAAAAAUCCAAUAAAGCUUCUGAUUAUUUUUCAUAAUUAAAUACAAGGAAAAAUCAGAAAAAUGAUAAUUUAAACCCUAAAAAUAAAAAUGAAGAAGAAUGA